AUUCUGUUUUCUGUCUUCUACAGUUUUUCUUCUUUUAUUAGUGUAGUCUGUUUUAACCCAUGGUAUUCUCAGCUUGCAGAGCACAGAGAAAUGCGGCACACCUACAGUCUGGAGUCUCUUUGCCACUGCCCUUUUUAUGAAGAAGCCAUGCAUUUAGUUGAAGAAGGAAAAAUUUACUCAAGAGUUCUUAGAACUGAAAUGUUGGAGUGCCUAGGAGACAGUGAUUUUCUUGCCAAACUUCACUGUAUUCGACAGGCUUUUCAGGUACUACUUUCAGAAACAGCCAACAGGAUAUUCCUCGCUGAGAGUGGAAGGAAAAUUUUAUCAGCAUUAAUUGUGAAAGCACGAAAGAAUCCAAAGAAGUUUGAAGAUGUUUUUGAUGAAAUGAUCUAUUUUUUAGAGCAGACUGAUCACUGGGAGAGUACUGAAAUGGAACUUGCCGCUAGAGGAGUGAAAAAUCUAAAUUUUUACGAUGUUGUUCUGGAUUUUAUAUUAAUGGAUUCCUUUGAAGAUUUAGAAAACCCACCCACAUCCAUACAAAAUGUAGUAAAUAACCGCUGGCUAAACUCCUCCUUCAAAGAAACUGCAGUGACUUCAAGUUGUUGGUCAGUGCUGAAACAGAAAAGACAACAGAUGAAGAUGUCUGAUGGAUUUUUUGCCCAUUUUUAUGCCAUUUGUGAGCACAUCAGCCCUGUCCUUGCCUGGGGCUUCUUGGGUCCAAGGAAUUCUCUGUAUGAUUUAUGUUGCUUCUUUAAGAAUCAAGUUCUUUUCUUUCUUAAAGACAUUUUUGAUUUUGAGAAGGUUCGCUAUUCCAGUAUAGACAGUUUGGCGGAAGACCUUAUGCAGUUACUCAUUCGCCGCACUGAGCUUUUAAUGGCCUAUCUUGGAGCUGAUGCACUGAGGCAUACUAGUAGUUGUGUAAGUAGUCAUGGCCAUGUUAUGUCCAGCAGCCUGUUGGAAGCCAAAGUACAGUAGGGACCAUAAAUGUACAAUUUGAGUGUGCUAUGAAAUAUUUAAGGUAACUAUUGAUUUUGUAACACAUAAAGAAUUGGCGGAUAUGGACUCAGGGAGGAAAAAACAAUCCGGUAAAGAAUGACUUUACUGUAUUACACAGAAGUUCUGUCAUUGAAUCCCUCUGUAGUAUCCAAAGCAGCUUUUUAUAUUGUUUAGGUAAUGACUUAAGUUGUGAAAUGUUGUAUAUUUCACAGAAAUAUUGCUUGAGUUGAAGCCAGUACUUGGGAGUUAGUUGAUUUUCUUGUCUUGACGCCGUCUGUAAUGUCCAGAAUCAUUCUCAAAGCUUUGUUUUUAUGCUUUGCAUUUGAAAAUAUACAUUUUAGCCAACACCUUUGUGGCCCGUACAUGCAAGAAUAUAUAAUUCCUAGUGCCAACAAACUUAAUUUUGCCUGAGAAUGUAUUUUUAGUAUUAAAAUUAUUCAUUGUUUAAUCAAGUUUAGGCAGUAGUGGUGUUUAAUAUGUACUGCUUACAUUAUUGCUUGUGCAUUUGCUUAUGUACUUGAAUCAAAGAAACUGUAAUGGCUGAGUAUCAUUAUUAAGCAUUUAAAUGAAUUGACACUGAGAAGUGUUUUACUAUUGGUCCUAUAAGUUACAAUAGAGAGACUGAAUGAAUUAAAAAAAAUCUUUUUAUGGAGUAGAGCAUUCUUUCCUUGAAUGAAUACUGAUUGAAAAGAUGACAUUACUAUGACAGCCAAUUAAAAUUUUUCCAGUUUAGUCUUGAGAUUCUCUCUCAAUAUCUGAAGUUAUUAAUCUUGGUACAGCAAACAUUUCUCCUCCAAAACUGGCUCUUAGUCAUUCCCACAGAGAACUUAGCACACUGGGAAUUUGUCAUAUUAUGCCCAUAUUUUUAAAAUAUUCAUAUUUUGAGUCUUAGAUUUUAAGGAAGGUCCCCCCCCCGAAUAUAGAACAAAAUAUUUUUUAAUGGUAUGGAAGUAUAUUUCAUGUCUUUUAUAUGAAUAAAUGGGUUGAUUGUUCAUAUGAAUAAGGUUAUUCAGAGUAUUUUAGAUACUUUCAGAGUUGCAUUAAUUUUUUUUCUAGGUCAUAUACCACUUAUGGAGUGGUUGACUCAGUAUAUCAGUGGAUUGGAUUUGUUGAUUUUGUUCCUAAGGUGAACUUUAUUCAUUUUAGAGUGAGUUACCCAGAAAAAUCUAAAAUACAUUUUUUAAAAAGUGCAUUUUUAGAUUAAAGUGCCUAAUUUCUGAUUAAUGAAUAGAAAAAUUAAAAAGUAGGGAGAACAUAAUCCUUUAUGUUUUGAAAUUUAUGUAUGUGGCACAUUCAUGUAAUACUAGCUAUAAAAUAGGGGAUUCAGAAUUUAUGCUGUCUGCAUGUACUGUUCCAUAAUGUGUAGGUUACUUGCAUUAAACAAUAUGAAAUUAUGCUUUAAUAUUU
Manis javanica (Malayan pangolin) is the source of this 2403-nucleotide messenger RNA. Lineage: Eukaryota; Metazoa; Chordata; Mammalia; Pholidota; Manidae. The record is from RefSeq and is a predicted model, not a curated record.